GAAAUGAUCACUUUUCAUCUUGACGCAAACACGAAUCGUGAAAGUGUGAGAAAAGAGUAAUAUACGACACGUUUCGCAACAUUGCGCCUAAUUUUUUUUUUUUUCGCGAUAUUCAAACUGCUUCUUAUUUUGAUAUUUUCUCGGUAUUUUGGAUACUUUUCUGAUUUCCACCAGACUCUUUUCUAGACACUUGAGUUUGCCUUGAAAUAUUAUCCUAUCACAAUGCGAAACGAGCGUGUGUAUAACAAAUCUCGUGUAUUGCAGUGUAGUGCCGCCGUCGGGAUGAAGGCGUUCUUCGACAUGAUGCACAACGGGCCGCACAAGGUGAUACUCUUCGGCGGUGCUUGCACACAAGUCACGGACCCGAUAGCGAAAGCCUCGAAACACUGGCGCCUUACGCAGCUCAGCUACGCGGACACCCAUCCUAUGUUCACAACCAAUAGCUUCCCGAAUUUCUUUAGGGUCGUGCCGUCGGAAAACGCCCUCAACGCACCGCGAGUGGCGUUACUUCUGCAUUUCAACUGGACCCGGGUUGGCACGAUUUAUCAGAACGAGCCCAGAUACGCAUUGGUGCACAAUCGGUUGGUGGCCGAUCUGGAUGAGAGCAAAAUGGAGCUCGUGGAGACGCUAAGCUUUGCCAACGAGGUGACAACGGCGCUCGAAAAGCUCAAGGAGAGGGACGUGAGGAUUCUCCUGGGAAAUUUCAACGAGGCGUGGGCUAGGCGGAUAUUCUGCGAGGCUUACAGGUUCGGCUUAUACGGCAGAAAGUAUCAGUGGGUCAUCAUCGGGACUUAUACCAGGGAGUGGUGGUUGCGCCCGGGCGGCGGAUGCGCCCCAUCCGAGCUGUCCGAGGCCCUUCACGGUGUCAUCCUGACGGAUCUGUUACCGCUGACGACCGAGGAGCAGCACACCACGUCCGGAAUUACCCCGGACCAGUAUCAGGUCGAGUACGACUCGAGACGGGGCGCCGAGUACUCUAGGUUCCACGGAUAUACGUACGAUGGUAUCUGGACGGUCGCGCUGGCUGUAAAACACGUCGCGCGCAGGAUACGACACUUCCAUCGUAACCAGACUAUAUCCGACUUUCGGUACAGGGACGUAUUGUGGGAAAAGCUCUUCCUCGAUGCCCUCAGGAAUACAAGCUUCGACGGUGUCACGGGGCCGGUCCGCUUCUACGACAACGAGAGAAAAGCGUACAUUCUUCUAAAACAAUUCCUGGACGGUCGCGAGGUAAACGUAGGCGAGUACGAUAGCAUAACUGGCGUUCUGGAUCUGACCAGAAGAGAGGCUCCGCUGUGGAACGGUAAAUCACCGCCGAAAGACAGGACGGUUCGCAUCAUCGAGCACUCGACCGUGGACAUCACGCUGUACGCGGUGCUAGCCUCGGCUGCUAGUGUCGGUAUCGUCUUGGCAUCCAUUUUUCUCGCCAUCAAUAUCAGAUACAGAAAUCAAAGAUACAUCAAAAUGUCAUCGCCCCACCUGAACAACCUCAUCAUCAUCGGUUGUAUGCUGACCUACAGCAGCGUUAUCUUCCUCGGACUAGACUCGCAAUUAUCGAGCGUAGCGGCGUUCCCAUAUAUCUGUACGGCCCGAGCGUGGCUGUUAAUGGCUGGUUUCUCGUUGGCCUUCGGCUCCAUGUUCUCGAAAACGUGGCGUGUACAUUCCAUAUUCACCGACGUGAAGCUCAAUAAGAAGGUGAUAAAAGAUUACCAGUUGUUCAUGGUCGUCGGGAUAUUGUUGGCCGUCGAUCUCACGAUCAUGACGACAUGGCAAGUGGCCGAUCCGUUUUAUCGGGCGAUAAAACAAAUGGAGCCCUAUCAUCACCCUUCCAGCGAGGAUAUAAUAAUCAUCCCGGAAAACGAGUAUUGUCAGAGCGAUCAAAUGAAUAUUUAUCUGUUUUGCAUAUAUGCAUACAAAGGCCUUUUAAUGAUAUUCGGUGCCUUUCUGGCAUGGGAAACGCGGCACGUUAGUAUACCGGCAUUAAAUGACAGUAAAUACGUGGGGAUGAGCGUGUACAACGUUGUUAUAAUGUGCGUCACCGGUGCAGCUAUAAGCUUCGUGCUGACUGACAAACAAGACGCCAUGUUUAUAAUGUUGGCGGUGUUCAUUAUAUUUUGUAGUACAGCCACUCUUUGUCUGGUUUUUAUUCCUAAGGUAAUAGAGUUACGCAGAAAUCCACAAGGGGCGAUAAAUAAGCGGACCAGGGCGACUCUGAGGCCGAUGUUGAAAAUACGAAGGGACUCGACUGUCAGCGAGCUCGACGAGCGUUUGAAGGAGGCGAAGCUGACGAAUAAAAAAUUCCGGAAGCAAUUGUUGCAAAAGGAUUCCGAGCUUCAGGGAUUUUUAAGGAGAAUGGGCGAGGAGAUUGAGAGCGAAACGCAAGAGACCGUUGACACGUUGCCGGUCCCGAAGCCCGAAGAGACCGUUAAGAGAGAAGGACCGUCGAUAACCACAGAGACGACCGAUGUUUCAAUGUCCAUGUGCAGCUUGAAUUCAUCAACCGUUUCGCAGCCAGAGGGUGAUUACGUCAACGUGGAUCAAGUAGCAAAGAAAAGGUCGUCCCUUUCGAAGGCCACGUCAAUCAUCAUCGACAACGAAAGAGUGGCUAUGAUGAGCCAGACGAUUGAGGAGAGCUCCUCUCCGGGCGGUGAGGUGGCGUUGGACAUGACGCCGCCGUCGCUAUCGUUAGCAACAACGACGACAACGGCGAUAACAACGACGACGACGACGAUGACCCACAUGAGGCACACGUGCGGCGCGGACGCGUCGCGGCGCAAAAGCAUCCCCGACGAGGUGGCCAAGGACGGUGGCGAGACGAUGAUGAAACGCCACAGGAUUCCCGAGCCACUACCGAGUGAAGCCGUGACCACGCGCUACGGUUUCGUGCCGCCGGUCGUCGAGGAGAGCGACGCCGUGAUUCUGGAGGAGACCGAGAUCGCGAGGCACGUCUGCCGCGUGAGGAGGAGGAGCAAGGAGGACCGCAGGGCGAAGCUGUCGACGCCGCCGCCGACCAAGAACGUCUCCUUCGGCGAGCUGCACGAGCAGAGCUACAUCGAGCACGUGAUGCCGUUUUCAUUGCAAUACGUGCCGAAUCAUCGGCAUGCAGGGAAGUACGACGAGUCGAUGUCGACGAUCAUCCAGCGUUCCAUGUCGGAGCGCACGCGGGAGAAGUGCCUGCGGCUGCACAUCGGUGGCGGCCACCCCAUAGUCGAGUGCUCGCACCGCGUAGCGCGCCGGAUGUGCCGGCACGCGGGCUCCAAGUUGCGCCAUCAGGCGCGGCUGGAGUACGUGCAGAGCACCCCGAAUGUGGCGACGAUGCACAACGGCAAGCACGUCGCGGCGAAUCAGCGCGACGGAAGCGGCGACGUGAACGGUGGUUCCGCGGUGAACGUGUCAAAGAUGUACAGCGCUGUAUCGGACGGUGAACUGCUGGAUCUGACGAUUCUACCGAUCUUUCAGAAGCUCCUCACCGAGCGGCACAAGAGCACUGCCAGGCGGGGCUAUCGCUCGAAUAUAGCUAGUUGCCCGAAUAUAUCCAUCAAGUGCGACAUCGUCGAGUACCUCUAACGGCCAAGCCGGCGACGCUUUCUCCUCACCGCGCCGCGCCGGCACGCGCACGCGAAAUCACGUUUCCCGUCACGGACUCACCGAUCGUGUGUAGGGCGUGCAGCUAGAUC
This is a messenger RNA of Wasmannia auropunctata (little fire ant), 3677 nucleotides long. RefSeq names its product gamma-aminobutyric acid type B receptor subunit 2 (gene GABA-B-R2). The record is from RefSeq and is a predicted model, not a curated record. The transcript is spliced from 16 exons. Gene Ontology annotation, biological process: G protein-coupled receptor signaling pathway; gamma-aminobutyric acid signaling pathway. Gene Ontology annotation, molecular function: G protein-coupled GABA receptor activity. NCBI's taxonomy places the organism in Eukaryota, Metazoa, Arthropoda, Insecta, Hymenoptera, Formicidae. Gene Ontology annotation, cellular component: G protein-coupled receptor heterodimeric complex; membrane. The coding region runs from base 223 to 3567 and encodes 1114 amino acids.